Messenger RNA from Colletotrichum graminicola M1.001, 1014 nucleotides. RefSeq names its product dienelactone hydrolase. Gene Ontology annotation, molecular function: hydrolase activity. The transcript has 4 exons. Bases 1 to 1014 code for a protein of 337 amino acids. Lineage: Eukaryota; Fungi; Ascomycota; Sordariomycetes; Glomerellales; Glomerellaceae. The record is from RefSeq and is a predicted model, not a curated record.
AUGACCCAGCUCGACAUUGCGACCAAAGCUCCCGAGAGCGAUGCCGCCGAAAGUGUCACCGAGCCAGUAACCGAGAACACCUCCGCCGCCGACACGCCGGCCCAGUCGACCAGCCCUACUACGACUACGGGAGGCGCUGGAGAGCACAGUGAACAUUGCGUGUCGGAUCGACCAGCUCCGGCCGGCCAGUCUUCGACUGGCGAGAUCAUUAAGAUCAACGACGUGGAGACAUACAUUUCGAAACCCGCCGACUAUCCUCAUGCGCCAGCCAGGCUUCUGCUCCUGUUAACAGGAGGCACAGGCCUGAAGUCGGUAAACAAUCAGCUUCAGGCCGACAAGUUCGCCAGCGAGGGCUUCGUAGUGAUCAUGCCUGACCUCUUCAACGGCGACGCUGCACCCAACUCUUCCACGAUUGAUAGCAGCGAGGAUACUGGGUCGUUCCUGGACGCCUUUAAAAUGAAAAUCGUCGAGACGGCGAAAAGCUUCCAAAUCGACAUGUGGCUGGCGCGACACACGGAAGAGAAGGUCCUGCCAAUUCUUUACAAAGUUAUCGAGGGUGCUAGGGAGAAGUUUGGGGAUGCGGUCAAAAAUGGAGACGGUAUCUAUGCUGUCGGUUAUUGCAUCGGGGGACGUUACAUUCUGCAUCUGGGCUCCGACAAGAAGGUUGCGACUGGAGGCCAGGAGCCUGCUGAUGCCGAAGCUGGUGAAGUCAAAACUGGUCCUUUCAUUAAGGUUGGUGCGAUAGCACACGGUGCCUCUGUUAUUCCCGACGACUUCACCGGCAUCAAGGUGCCUAUAUCGCUCGUCUGUGUUGAGAACGAUCCUCUCUUCCCUGAGGAGGUCAGAACAUUCGGUGAGGACGUCAUGUCCAAGGCGAACUUGGAACACGAAGUUCAUGUCUACCCUGGCGUGCCGCAUGGCUUCGCUGUUGUUGGCGAAUAUCAGGACAGUUCGAUCAAGGACGCUCAGAACACCGCUUACGAGCAAAUGCUGAAAUGGAUCAAGGAGCACUAG